Messenger RNA from Anguilla anguilla (European eel), 2126 nucleotides. It is a transcript of the gene cd302, whose product is annotated as CD302 molecule. The transcript is spliced from 6 exons. NCBI's taxonomy places the organism in Eukaryota, Metazoa, Chordata, Actinopteri, Anguilliformes, Anguillidae. Gene Ontology annotation, molecular function: signaling receptor activity. The record is from RefSeq and is a predicted model, not a curated record. The coding region runs from base 74 to 799 and encodes 241 amino acids.
UCCGGUGGAUGACGUAUGCAGUUACGUUGUCAGCGUACAGAAAGUUUGGUGCCCAGAUUUCGUACUAAGAAACAUGGAGUCUAAGAAAUUGUAUCGCUUGCCUUUCUUAUGCCAAAUUGUUGCUUUAACGCUUUAUUAUGAACGCUGUUAUGCAGGUGAUUGCCCAGGCGAUGGGCGCACGUGGGUUCCCUUUGGUCAGAGCUGCUACCAUUUUGUCCAUGGAGAAGAAAACGUUGCGAAAGGCUACACAUAUGAGACCGCAAAGGCGACCUGUCGGGGAUAUGCGCUUCUGAGCGUGAAGAGUGCAGAAGUGAACGACUUCAUCGUGCAGUACAGUCCCCAAGUUUGGAAAGGCAACAUCAAUGUGUGGCUGGACAUGAACUUUAACCCUGACGAUGACAGUUUGGUGUGGCACGAUAAAACAAAGGUGACGUUCACUAACUGGGACAGCGGCGUCUCCGCGGCCGACCUGGCCAGCGCGGACAUCUGCGCGGCCUUGCACUCCAGCACGGGCCAGUGGGAGCAGGUCAGCUGCCAGGAGGACGUGGAGAACGGAGUGGUCUGCGAAGCGGCCCAGGAAACCGAAAAACAAAAGGCCAGUAACAAUCCGCUGCUCACGGCGCUGGUCGUACUGAGCGUGCUCAUCAUAAUGGGGGUGUCCGCCGUCCUCUGGUUCCUCCAUCAGAGGCACCACUUCGGCACUCUCUUCACCGCCUUCGAGUACCACCCGCCGUUCCGAUCCCCCCCCGCCGACGGGGCCACGCUGGUGGACUCCGAGGAGACGGAAGACAUGGCGUAACGACGGCCGCCCCGGGCUCCGAGGAGCACGUCGGCCGUGUCCGUUGCGUCACAGGAAGCGUGGGCCUUGGGUUUCGACCUGCGGUUUCAACGCCGCUUUUGUAAUUCAAAAUUUGUCCAUUCCCUUACAGGGGAGGAGAUGGUUUGUCUCUGAGGAAAGCUAACCUGGCCUUUGUCAGGUUGUGGACGCUCACAUUGGUUGCCCUCCGUCGGUCCCCGUUGCCGUGGUUUUGCUGGUUUUUUCUCUUUGACUGCGCUGUGUUGACUGCACUGACUUCUGAAUCUUGGAUUUUAAGUGCUGGUGUGAGAAUCAGUAGGCAAUGCAUGUACGUGGCAUUUCUCCGAAUAGUUUUAUUUUUCCAGGGCGCGCUGACUGUAGUUCGCAUUGAGGGAAAAAAAAUAGAACAAUUGCUGGCUUUUGGUCAGUUGUCACUCAGCUUUUAGGGUAGCAGGAUAACUUGUAAGUUGCAUAAAAAGCACAAAAGGGCCACCAGAAUAAACUAAUUUUUCGUAGUUUACUGCGUAUAUUUCCCAGUAUCAAGGGAUGUACAUUUUCUCAACUCCAAUCCUUCCACAGAUCACAUGGCUGGACCAAUCUUCUUGCAUUUCCAUUGGCUGCUGCUUGAUAUUAGUUAUAUAACGGCAUUGCAAAUCAGUGUGUCAAUUAAUAUUUGAAAUUUUUCUUUAUAUACAUGCCAAAGGUGUCGACAGUGGUGCCUGUAACACACAGUAUGCUUAUGGCUUGGUGCUUUGAGUAGUUGUUUUUCCUACGCAAAACAGUGUACUUUAUGCGUGGAAAACUGGAAAACCUGAACUCUGAACCGAGGAUUUUUACUGUUUUUAAACACUUUUUUGUUCAUAAUAUUGGGAAUUUGGAAUGGUGCAUAAACAUCAAGGAAAUUGUGAGAAUUCACCAUCAAUGUGUCCCUGUAAUAUGAACAUUGUUACGGUGGUUUUAUUUUUCAGUUUUUAUUGCAUAAGGUGCAUUGGCUUAAUCCUCUUUGGGGGGGGGGGGGGUCUCAGCUGGUUUUGGUGUCUGAAGUUUUCAGUGUUUAAUAAUUGAAUGGGAGAUAGGCAGUAAUAAUUUUGGCAAACGGUGUGGAACUGAAGUUUGUUAAUGUUCAUUGUAUUGCCUUGUAUUGUAUGCACUUUACACACUGAAAUACUAACAUGUAUGCAUUGAUAUUCCUCUUGAGUUUGACAGAAAUGAAUGUUCUUUAAAAAUGCAUGCAUCUUAUUUUUGAGGUGUUGCUUUCCUACAUAACAGCUUUAUUCUUAAAUUCCAUUUAACUUACACCAAACUGCAAAUAAAUGUUUAAAAUAAUCAA